UUGGGAAUUUAUGAAUUUUCUACCAUUUUUCUUGACCACUUUCAAACAAAAGUUUGUAAUGCUACACAGCUCUGUAUAUAAAUGGCUGCUACAUGGCAUUUUAAUCCACAGUUUGCAAUUGUGUUUCAUCCAAGCUUAUCCUGAUUCAGCAUGCAAAAGUUUACCAUUUCAAUUGUGUGUUUGCUAGUCAUUGGACUAGUGCUAGCCCAACAUGGUGUGGAAGCAACGAAAAAGGAAAAAGGAAAAGGUUCAGGCUACGGUGGAGAACACGGUGGUGGCGGAUAUGGCGGUGGAGGAUACGGAGGAGAUCAUAAACCGCAUCAUAAGCCUCAUCACAAGCCUCAUCACAAGCCUCACCAUAAACCUCUUUUCAAACCACUAUUCAAACCUCACCAUAAACCCCAUCACAAACCACAUCACGGCGGUGGCGAAUACGCUGGGUAUUAAGCCGAUCAACCAUUGGCGACGUGUGGAUGUCAACUUCAGCUACUUCAUCUUCUGGAAAUCAUAUGAAACUUGCUAUAAUCACGCUUAUCAGUGGCAUACGUUCAAAUAUCAUCCAUGUAUUUAGUUUUUUUGUUUUAACAACCAAUCUUUAAAUCACCGUGAAUACAAAGAGCUUAUUAUUGUGAAAA
Messenger RNA from Daphnia magna, 635 nucleotides. RefSeq names its product transcription factor Sox-1. NCBI's taxonomy places the organism in Eukaryota, Metazoa, Arthropoda, Branchiopoda, Diplostraca, Daphniidae. Bases 151 to 447 code for a protein of 98 amino acids. The record is from RefSeq and is a predicted model, not a curated record. The transcript is spliced from 4 exons.